Messenger RNA from Brassica rapa (field mustard), 2306 nucleotides. RefSeq lists its product as uncharacterized. Lineage: Eukaryota; Viridiplantae; Streptophyta; Magnoliopsida; Brassicales; Brassicaceae. The record is from RefSeq and is a predicted model, not a curated record.
UACUAGGGCCUGAGCAUUUGGGGUCCCAAUCGAAUAUCGGUUAUGUCCAAUCGGAUCUUGGUUAUUCGGAUUUAUCAAAAUCAACCCCACUCGGAUUAUAUAAAAGUUCAGUUCGGGACCCGUUCGGAUUCUAUCGGGUUCGAAUCGGGGUUAGUAAAUCUGCAAAGAACCGGUACAACCCGUUGUACCUUCGGGUUUGGGUCCCAAUCGAUUCUUCAGUUUAAAAGUACCUGAUUUGUAUCUACUUUGUAACUAACAUAAGUAAAAUUGAUUCUUCGUUUUUAAAAUACCUUAUAUGUAUCUAUUUUGUAACCAAAAGAUAAAUAAAAUCGAUUCAAAAAUAAGACACAAACAUCAAACAUGAUCAUUCAAAAUCAAGCGAAGGUAAAUGAAAACAUAAAACGAAAACCAAGUUCUUAUGAAAUAAAAAACAUUAUUCAAAAAGCAAAACCAAAAUCUAAAAACUUCAAACGCCACCUUCAACCAUCAACCUCCAUGUUAUAGAUAAUUAUUUUAGAUGUUCAAUAAUAUCUUAGUGUAUUUUAGAUACAUAUUAGCAAUUGAGAUGAUGUUUGGUACAAGUCAUUUUUUGGGAUUUUGAAUGUUUCUGGUUCUGUCUUGUAUUCGUUUAGGUUUUGGUUCGGUUCGGAUAAUACCCAUAACCCAAAAUACUAUAAAACAAAAUCUAUUUGGUAUUUAUGUGGGGUUUGGAACAGUUCGGAUUUAUUUUUAUCGGAACAGAUUCGGUUCGGAUUUUCGACUUUAUUUGUCCAGCCCUAAGAAAUACACUAAUAUGUGUUGACAAAAAAAAAAGAAAAUACACUAAUACAUGUACUAAACAAUAUCGUGGUCAAAAGAACGUAUACUAUAGAUUAUCAACAACGGAAAGACCGUACAUUAUCAUUGCUUUUUCCCUAAAAUAAAUAGUACAAAAUCCGGUUUAUGGAUAAAUACAUGUGAUCAAAGAGCUUUUUUGGGAAAUAAAUAAAAAAACAGGAAGAGAAAAAAAAAGUUGCUGUCCAGUUACUUUAGGUGGGAUGUGUAUGGCUUCUUGUUUGCUCAAUUACAAAUCAAAGCUCUCUUAAAACCCCCAAAAAGAUUCUCUCCAACAAACAGCCUGUAAAUAAAAAAAGAAAAGCACAGAUCCACUCCCAAAGAUCGGAUCUUUCUGAAGGUUCUUGUUUCACUCAUCUGGAAAGUUCCAAGCUUUAACAAGAAAUGUCACAGAAACAUCUUGAAUCAUCACGAAACUCGAUCGAAUCUUGCACCCUACAGCUCCUGUCAUGGCGCCCAUUUCACCGCUCCAAAACCGUAGACCCAUCUGAACAGCCCCCGACACAGAGCCCUUACGGCGGCUCCAUCUCCACCAAACGCCCUUGCUUCUCCGAUCGCUCCACCACUUCUUUCUCCAUCGAAGCUAUGAGCCGUCUCUCUCUCGCCGACGAAGACAAGCUCUCAGCUUCCAACUGCAACAGCAAGGGGAGUCUCCGCUUAGUAGCGAGGAAGCGGCGGCGGCGCAAUUCGAGAUCGGUGUCUGGUCGGAGUAGCGAUCGGAGCGGGACUCUGAGAUGCUGCUCCAUCGGAGCUCACGGGACUUGCUCUGAUUUUCCGUUCGCCGUCGGGACGGAUUCGAGCGGGGAGCUGUUCAGCGAAGCGAAUUGGGCUUCCGAUGUGAGCGAGGCGCGGAGAUCGCGGCAAGAGCGGCGGGAUUCCGGCGGAGAGAGGGAAGCUUCCGGGUUUGGGUUCCCCGUUGGUGUCGACCCGAUGGGGAACGAAUCUGGGUACGGGAGUGAGCCUGGGUACAGAGGAGAUGUUGAGUUUGGUUAUGGUGAUGAGUGCGAUGAUGAAGAAGAGGACGUGAAGCCAUUGUUUUGGGCAGAUUCAACUGUGGAGAUGUCUGGUGAUGCGAAAUUCUCAGAUAGUAAACCUCAGUUCAGGUGCCGCAGGAGAAGACAACAUGACUACAAAACUGUUGAUUCCAUGAGAUAACACACACAUUAUUAGCACACACAUAAGACAGGUUGGACUUCGGUUCACGGCCAAAGCUUUUUCGGCCCAAUUCUUAAAUGCGAUCCGCCCUCAUGAUGGUUCGCGGACAUUCUUUCAAGACAAGCGGGUCCUUAUUGGAAGAACUUUCCAUGUAUUUUUACUUUUAACAAGACCUGGAAAUUGAAGAGCUUCUUCUCUAGCCAUUUUUUUUAUAUGUGUAUAAUGGAUCUGUAUUUGUUUUAGGUAGCUUACUAAAAAAACUUUCAUAGUUAAUAUUUUGACUGAUCUAAUCACCAAAUUAUAUCGUUGGUUUCAUC